UUAGUUCUUUACUUCUACUAAUGUAACACAUUAAAAUUUUGUUCAGAAUUUUUUUUACAUUUUUUGAGUAAAAAGUAUUUAUAUAAUUAAAUAAUUUCUAUACACUUGGCUCUUUUUUGAAACAAAUUGACCGUUGAGAUCAAUGUAAUGAGAAAUUGGAAAUAUUCCACAAUUUUUACAAUAGUGAAAAGAUUGCUUGGACUAAAAGACCGAGACUUGAAAAUCCGCAUUGAUCUCAAUAGAGUAGAACGCAAAAGAUGAUGGGUUUUUAAAAAUCAAAAACGACAUUAUAGAAGUAUUUUUCUGGGAAACCCUAAUUUAAACAUCCGAUGAAUGAAUGGAUUUUGGAAAAACAGAUGAAACCCGAAGUGAGCAUGGAGGUGAGCUGUGUAGAGGAGGGAGAAAAGACUGAUAGCCCGGACGAAUGGCAAAGCGGUGAGGGUGCCAUGGGUCCAUUGGAAGCCCCCGUCGAGGAAAAUGUCCUGAAUAACGAAGAGCAAAGGGAUGAGACUUCUCCACGGCCUGAACCGCCCUCGCAAGACUUCCUCUCUCCGGUACCUGACUUUCAGAAUACAUCGUGUAAAACGCCUCAUCGCAAGAGGAAAAGCGAUACACUUAUAGAUUUGAAAAAUCAACUGCCUUGCAAAAAACUAUUUUCUGAUGAUAGUCCUUCCAAUUGUAGUAUGAAGAAAAAGCAGGUGAGCUCAGAGAACAUGACUGACAAGUUGAAAGUGUCCCUUUCUGUGAUACCUCCAAAAGAACACCCACCACCGGAGAUUGCUGAUUGGCUGCUUCAGUUUCAGAAAUGGUCAAAUGCCGAAAGGAUACUUGCAAUCGAUAGGUUGAUAGAGACUUGUGAGCCGACGCAAGUCCGACACAUGAUGCAAUUGAUAGAACCCCAAUUUCAAAGGGAUUUUAUCUCUUUGCUUCCUAAAGAGCUUGCCCUCUUGGUACUAUCAUUCCUCGAGCCUAAAGAUCUCUUGAGGGCAGCCCAAACCUGCAGGCAUUGGAGGUUUUUAGCGGAAGACAAUCUUCUUUGGAAGGGCAAGUGCCAGGCUGCUGGUAUCAAUAGAGAGUCUACAUUGUAUUCAAGUAAACGGGCCAGGCACAGGUCACCUUCUUCACCGGCAUCUCCUUGGAAAGCCGCUUUUAUGCGACAACACAGGAUAGAAAUGAAUUGGCGUGUGAGACCUAUUCGACCACCAAAAGUAUUAAAAGGGCAUGAUGAUCAUGUGAUAACUUGCCUGCAGUUUUCGGGAAGCCGAAUUGUCAGCGGAAGUGAUGACAACACGUUGAAAGUCUGGUCGGCUACUACUGGCAAAUGUCUGAGGACGCUUUCCGGUCACACUGGUGGAGUGUGGUCAUCGCAAAUGUCAGGAAGUACGAUUAUCUCUGGAAGCACAGAUAGGACGUUGAAAGUAUGGAAUGCUGAAACUGGUCAGUGUAUUCAUACGCUCUACGGUCAUACGUCUACAGUUAGAUGCAUGCACCUCCAUGAGAAAAAAGUUGUGAGUGGAUCGAGGGAUGCUACUCUCAGGGUCUGGCACAUCGAAAGUGGGGAGUGCCUGCAUGUUCUUGUAGGGCAUCUCGCUGCAGUUCGUUGUGUCCAAUAUGACGGAAGGCUUGUUGUGAGCGGUGCCUAUGAUUAUAUGGUGAAAGUUUGGAAUCCAGAACGAGAAGAGUGCCUGCAUACACUUCAAGGUCACACAAACCGUGUUUAUUCAUUACAGUUUGAUGGAAUACACGUGGUGAGUGGAUCGCUGGACACUAGUAUAAGAGUGUGGGAAGUGGAAAGUGGUCAAUGUAGGCAUACACUGAUGGGUCACCAGUCACUUACGUCAGGGAUGGAACUGAACAACAACAUACUCGUGAGUGGCAACGCCGAUUCAACAGUGAAAGUGUGGGACAUUCUAUCUGGGCAGUGUCUCCAAACGUUAUCCGGCAUCAACAAACAUCAAUCGGCCGUUACUUGUCUUCAGUUCAACAAUAGAUUUGUCAUCACUUCUUCGGAUGAUGGAACUGUCAAACUCUGGGAUGUCAAAACUGGAGAAUUCAUCAGGAAUCUGGUAGCUUUAGAUAGUGGAGGGAGCGGAGGUGUGGUUUGGAGAAUCAGAGCCAAUGAGACAAAGCUGGUUUGUGCAGUUGGUUCAAGAAACGGCACCGAGGAGACUAAACUUCUUGUCCUCGAUUUUGACGUUGAAGUCAAGUAAGAGACUGGAGGAGGAAAUAUCUAAGGAAAUAUUUAAUCAUCUUUGUCUAGGAAUUAGUGCAGUUUCUAAAUGCGUCCGGAAUAUUUUUCCCUUUGACUUUCUGGUUUUGAGUUAAAAGAUGCUGCAACAUCAAUUAAACUUAAACCUUAUAUGAGUGUGGAAAUGACAAAUUUCUUUGCUGGACUUUAUUUCAAAAACAUUUUUGGCAAUGCGCAAUUAAUUAUUGAAUUUCGCUUUAGUAUGUUUUAUAAUUAAUAUAUUUAUUUUUUAUAAAUGAUCUUUUCUUUCUUUAAUUUGAUUGGUCAUUUUGUGAGAGUUGUGUGUGUCGUGGAUGUGUGUGUGCCCGCGUGCACUCAUAUGUAUAUAUAGAUAUAUAUAACAGUUCAUAAAUAUGUAUGUUAUAUAUGGUUAUAUAUAUAUAAUAAUAAUAAUACAUGUUCACAAAUUAUUAUUUUGUACCUGUGUCAGUGUAGGAUACUUGUACUUUAAAAAAGUUAGAUAAAUGAAAAAAAAAAUAUUGGCAGUUGAAAUAAACGAUUAAAAACUAGGGAUAUUGUGUAUCAGGGUAAGAAAUUCUAUGCUUAUCUACCUCGGGUCGAUAACGUUAACAUUAAACUGCCAGUGUAGGAACAAUGUAAGACUUGUAAUAUUUUCCUUGUUUGUAAUAGGUUGUUUCUCCUGUUUAUUGUUUGAUGUAAUGCAAAUUCUGGUAGGUGUUUGUUUUCUGACAGAGAAGUCUGUGAUAAUAUUUAAUGUUUAUUUUCCUUUUUUUCCCCUGUUAUGGAAGAAAUAAUUAAUAAAAGCACUAGUUACCUUUUUCAUACAUUUCCAAGUCUUAAAUCGCUUCCCACGGGUACAAUUUUUGAGCAAAGAUGAGAUUUCGUUUCCACAGCUCAUUGAAAUUUUUUUUGUGAAUUAUCAAGGAAGGUAAAUGUCAGACCCAAAAAUUGAUAUCACCUUGUGCCACAAGGCGAAUGGAGUGCCCUUUCAAGAUUUCUUUGGGCACACAACUUUUGAUCAUAAAAAAAGAAAUGAAUGCGUAUGUUGAAAGAGUUGGGUUUUCCAAUAAGCGGUCUCGGCAUUAAAAAUUUCUUCGUAUCAACCAAUUUUGCUUGAAAAAAUGAACAAACGAACAAAAAGGCUAAGUUGUUUUGUAAUCUUAUAAAUUUAAAUUACAUCACAUUUUCUUCGAACAAUAAUAUGUACUAGAAAGUUAGAUUUUGUUAUUUGGUCCAUAAGUGAUAAUAUAUUAUAUAAUGAUGGAUUGAGUUUGUUAUACUGUAUUACGUUUCUUUGAUUUGACAUUAUUUUUGUUGAAUUAUAUUUUUUGAAUCUCAUUUGACUCAAUUCAUUUAUAAACAUUUUAGUUUUAUUGUGAUUGAAUUGGUUUCUCUAAAGCAAACCAGCAACAUUAGUAUUGGAAAGAGUUAUUUUUUCAUAACGAUCUUUGUUUUACAAAAUAAUAUUAGUGGUGGGAAAAUACUCAAGCCAUGUUCUGUUGUCCAAGUGUGUGUUCUGAAUAAAUUUGUUUAUUGUUGUUGUAUUUAUUCAGACUGAUGAAUGAAGAACAUUGCUCAAUUAUGUUUUGUAUUGUGUGAUGUGAAAACAAAAUUAAGUGUAAUAAUAAAUUCUACUUUAAUCCCA
Molecule: messenger RNA, 3854 nt
Organism: Cimex lectularius (bed bug)
Lineage: Eukaryota; Metazoa; Arthropoda; Insecta; Hemiptera; Cimicidae
Product: F-box/WD repeat-containing protein 7-like
Exons: 11
Coding region: 330-2210 (626 amino acids)
Biological process (GO): proteasome-mediated ubiquitin-dependent protein catabolic process; ubiquitin recycling
Cellular component (GO): nucleus; cytoplasm
Molecular function (GO): ubiquitin binding
Source: RefSeq, a predicted model, not a curated record